AGAGCCACGAAGAAAAGUUGGCGCGUAUAAAUCCGGGCGGGAACAUGAGAAGAGUUUACUGGAGUUUUCUGAUGCUCCGUUUAAUUAAUGUAAACAAAGAAAACACGAAGCUACAAGAAAAACUGGGCAGGUGGAUCGACUAUUUCCCCAAAGCUUAAGGAAAGCAGACACGUAUUAGCUUUUCGUGUUUCUAGAUCAUUUUUUAAGUCGGGAUGUCGGAUAAAAGUCUUGUGGAUGAGUUGAGACGCUGGGCGACAGAAGAGUUUAAUCUGCCUCCGGACAGUCUUCCUAACAACAACUAUUUGAAAACACUGUGUGUUGGGAAUGGCAGGUCAAUAUGGAAGUACAUGAUCCAGCACGUUUACUCACAAAGGAAUGUCAGAAUCAUGCGUGGCAACCUGCAAUGGUAUCAAACACUUCAAGACAAAGAGUUGAAAAAGGCGGAAGGCCAGAGCGAGGCUGCAAAGCGCAGAGAGCUUCAAACGAAGAUUGAGCAACUCCGAUCUGAGAUCAUUGUUGUGGACUCUCAGAUUAGAGGAACGGAGGAACAGCUGGCUGCACAAGAGCGAUCCAUCAGUUGCAUCAAAGGCCAAAUAAAGGACAGUCAGUGCAGAGAGCUGAUCCUGCAGGCUUUUAGACAACGCUGCUCUUUGGGUCGUCAAAUACUUUCUGAUGACUUAAAAAAAAUUGAUGGCCAUUGCCAAGGUCUGGAAGAAAUUGCAAGGAAAGCAGAGAUUGAGAUGCUUUAUGAAAGUGAACCUUCAGACAUUAUGGAUGAUAAAAGGGGGAACGUAAAGGGAGGAGCAGAAGCACAAGUUCUACGUGAACUGAGAGCACUGUGUGACGACAGAGUCCAAUUUUAUCAGUCAUUACAAGAGAGCGAGCUCAAACUACCAAACUCUGCCAAUAGACAUAUGACGCGUGAACAGAGGACCACUGUCUACCAAUACUGGCUGAGCUCUGUGGAGAAGGUGUUGGGUGAUUAUCCUCCAAACCAUGUGCUCUCCGCACUGCAGUAUUUAGCCUUUAGAGAGCAAACCGAGCUGGAAAAGAAACUGGUUUCUGCAGACGUGACUCAGGAUCUGACGUCUCUUCGGUUCCAAUAUGAAAGCAAUCGCUUUUUGGAUGUUUCAUUAGAGGAGAAGAAUGAGUUGCCUCCUGUCAAGACUCUCUUAGAGGCUGCUUGGGAAGAGGUGCAGCAGAGUCAGGUGGAGCUGGCCCAGACUCGCCGCAGAGUCCAGGGGCUCAAACAACAGUUGGUGGUCCGUAAGAAAGAGACUGCUGCUGCAGACGAGCUCCACUGUGAUGCUGCUGCCCUGUCAGCACUGGAGGUAGAACUGCAGGGUGUGAUGCAGGCGGCUGCCCUUGAUCACAUCAGAGACUUCUGCAUCCAGUUGGACCGGCAUGCCAAAAGCCGUCAGGAGGCUCUAAGAAGUCUUCACAACCAGUGGCAGAGCAUUCUGGACUUCAGAGAGCUUGUGGCCCUCAGACAGGAGCAAAUAAGAGGUCUGAUUAGGGGAAACUCGACAGGCAAGACGCAGCUAAUCCGCCUUCACAAGGAGCUGCAGGAAUUCAUUGAGGGCAAAGUUUUGCCACAGUUUGCAGACGUCAUAAAUGCAGCCACUGAUCUACGCAACUCUAUUUCUAAGGAGGCCAGACAGUUUGGAUCAGUUUCACUUGUUUCUCUGGACCGCAGGGUUGUUGAUGGUAUUCGGAGAGUUCCUGCAUCAAGUUUGUCAAUCCAUCGCUUGGCGUCUCCAAACUUCAGCAGCUUGUGUCAGAACCUUUCAUUUCCUGUGCACAAGGCACCAGAGGAGCUGUGCUCACAGGCUCGAUACCUGCAGCUGGACUUUCGGUUUCUUCGUCGCUUACUGCAGCUUUACACCACCAGUCUGCAGAACGUACAGACAGAAGCAGAACAACUGCAUGCAUCUGAUCAAAAAGCGCUGCUGAACAGAAUCAAGGAGGAGGAUCAGAGAAUCCUGAAGUCCUUGCUUCCCAGAGCCAGAGGCCUCACACAGGGCUGUGCACAGGCCCUUUCCUACAGAGACCAGUUCCAGACAGCCAUCUCUCACUGGUGGGAUAAACCUGCCCAGCACGUCCUACCUGAAGUGAGUAAAGGAGGACUGACUUUCCAGCAGUGGCUUCAGAGGUGGAAACUUGCUGCCAAAGACUUGUAGCUUGAAACUUUGAACUCUUUUCUGUUGGAGCCACAAAAAUGUCGGUUAUGGUCUGCAGAUGCUGCCUGAGCGGCUGCUAUUUUCCCUGCUCGAUCAUGAAAAAUCAGAAAUAAAUAAAAAUGUUAAACCAAA
Oryzias latipes (Japanese medaka) is the source of this 2312-nucleotide messenger RNA. It is a transcript of the gene haus5, whose product is annotated as HAUS augmin-like complex, subunit 5. Gene Ontology annotation, biological process: spindle assembly; centrosome cycle. Gene Ontology annotation, cellular component: centrosome; HAUS complex. NCBI's taxonomy places the organism in Eukaryota, Metazoa, Chordata, Actinopteri, Beloniformes, Adrianichthyidae. The record is from RefSeq and is a predicted model, not a curated record.